Molecule: messenger RNA, 1305 nt
Organism: Parastagonospora nodorum SN15
Lineage: Eukaryota; Fungi; Ascomycota; Dothideomycetes; Pleosporales; Phaeosphaeriaceae
Exons: 3
Coding region: 1-1305 (434 amino acids)
Source: RefSeq, a predicted model, not a curated record
AUGCACGAGAAGUUCAAGACUUCGAAUUCAUGCCUGUUCAAGCGAGAACAGGAGUGGGCGGAUGAGCAGGAUGCCCGCGACCCAAGUAAACGGGCUCACCACCGUCUUCGUGUAGCCAUCGGCAUCAGCGGCUGGCUAAGCUCUUCGGCCGAUGUCUACCAACCAUGGGAGGUUAUCGACGCUGAGACCACAGAACCGUUCGCCUUACGAUUCGAGCUUGACGCCAUGCUCCGUCUUGGCAAUUCUCUGCAGGAAGUGCUGUUCAACUAUGCAUGGGAUGGCCUGACAUACACUGUUGUGAGCCGCACGUUACUCGGAGCACUGUACGCUGGUCUUUGGCCGCUUGGACUUAUCAAAGUCGCCAGUGUUCUUGACAAUCCUUUCAGUGUUGCUCUUGCGCGAGCAGAUAAGGCUGGAAAGGUACUGGCGCAUGCGCUCAUCGAUGGCGUGCAAGGCAAACGACCCGUGACCCUCAUUGGCUUUUCUGUUGGCGCGCGCGUCAUUCAUGCGUGUCUUAUCGAGCUCGCGGAGCAGCAUGCUUUUGGACUCGUUGAGUCGGUCGUGUUGAUGGGUACACCGGCACCAUCCAACAGCGAGCAGUGGAGACAGAUUCGAUCUGUCGUCGCCGCUCGCGUAGUGAAUGUUUACAGCACAGAGGACUAUGUUCUUGGGUAUCUUUAUCGAUCGACUAAGCUUGAGUUUGGUGUCUCGGGUCUUGAAGCGGUUCGAGACGUGCAUGGCAUUGAGAACAUCGACAUGAGCAAGCUCGUAAGUGGUCACGACCGCUACAAGUACCUGGCUGGCAAGAUCCUCGUCAACAUCGGGUUUGGCGAUGUGAAUUUUGACAAAGUUGCGGAGCAAGAACAGGCCCUGGAAGCUGCGGAGAGAAAGAAGCAACACGUUAAGGAAGAAGCAAAGAAGAGAGUCGAAUCGGAGAUAAUAUUCGAGCCUAGCUUCCCGACAGCCUCCGCCAUGAAGAAACAGCAGAUGCCAUCGAAGCAAAUAUCAGAACCGUCAGCACAAGCGCAACCAUUGCGAGUUCCAAAGCCCAUACGGGUUGAUAGCGUUGAUGGCCCCAUCAGGCUGAUCGACUCGACGCCGGCCGCAUCUUCGAACAACGUUUCGAGGGGUGCACAAAAGCCUGCAACUGCGGUCACUGUCACUGAGGUUCCUGUCCAACACGAUGAUGCGGAAAGUGAGAUGGACUUUUGCGAAGACGACGAAAGCGAGAUUGGCAGCGAAUUUGGCGAGUUAUCGAUGGUCGAGCCUGUGCCGCUUGAUGAUUUCGACUACGGAUUGAUGUGA